This is a messenger RNA of Cryptococcus deneoformans JEC21, 2298 nucleotides long. RefSeq lists its product as hypothetical. The coding region runs from base 88 to 2184 and encodes 698 amino acids. NCBI's taxonomy places the organism in Eukaryota, Fungi, Basidiomycota, Tremellomycetes, Tremellales, Cryptococcaceae. Gene Ontology annotation, cellular component: cytosol. Gene Ontology annotation, biological process: lipid metabolic process. The transcript is spliced from 8 exons. Gene Ontology annotation, molecular function: acetoacetate-CoA ligase activity. The record is from RefSeq and is a predicted model, not a curated record.
CACUGGCACAGCAGCCUCAGCGAGUGACCACGGCCAUCGACGAUAGUAGACUUCCCAUUGCUGCAUAUAAGAACAUCUUAAACCAACAUGUCCAAUCAAGAGGAAAAGCCUCUCUGGACUCCAACCGACCCCACAAGCACGCAAACGCAUCUGUUCCUCUCGCACAUCAAUAAGAUCCACUCCCUCUCACUCACCACCUACGCCGACUUGUGGGAGUGGUCAUGUGCCCACCGCUCAGACUUUUGGUCCGCCCUCUGGGACUGGGAGCACAUUAUUGGAGACAAGGGGGUGAAAGAGAAUGGCAAGGUGGUAGACGAAGACAAGACGCCCGAGGAGAACCCACCAUGGUUCACCGAAUCAUCCCUUAAUUGGGCUGAAAACCAACUUCGGCACGCCAAAUCCCGGCCCGAUGAUAUAGCCAUAAUCCAAGUAUGCGAACCAUGUUCAACCUAUGUCCCUUCUAUCAAACAGAUCACCCAAUUUGAACUUUACUCACUCGUCGGAAAAGCGCAGCGAUCCCUGAGAGCAGCUGGCGUGGGCAAAGGUGACAGAGUCGCAUUCUGGGGUGGAAACUGCCUUGAGGCGGUCGUCACUGUCCUAGCCACCUCUUCCCUCGGCGGGAUUUUUUCUUCUGCAGCGGCAGAUUUUGGCAUUGACGGUGUCGUCGAGCGUCUCGAGCAAAUCCAACCCAAAGUACUCGUCGUCACUAACGGUGUCAUAUAUGCCGGGACCCCACGCCCACUCUUACCACGCGUAGCACCUCUGCUUAACAUACUGAAGAAUCCGCCUAGUGUCGUAGUGAGCGUAGACCAUCUCCCAGAGGAAUUGGUACCGACGUUCGCAGAGGUCAAGGAAAAAUUGGUGAGGUGGGACGAUUGGCUGGAUCAAAAAGAUGGGGAUGUGGACUUUCUGAGGAUGGGGUUCGAUGAACCCAUAUGGAUUUUAUUCUCCAGCGGAACUACGGGGAAACCCAAAGCUAUCGUUCAUCGUCAAGGCGGAAUGCUCCUCGACUCUCUCCGUGAACACCAUCUCGCAGGCGACAUUUCCUCCUCCGAUAUCUUCUUCUAUUACACCACUCCGGGCUGGAUGAUGUUCCAAUAUCUUAUCUCCGGCUUGGCGACGGGCGCUACAAUUGUAUUGUAUGAAGGUUCCCCGCUGAAACUGCCUUCUCAUCUUUGGUCAUUGAUUGAUGACCUCGGUAUCACUGUUUUCGGAACAAGCGCAAAGUGGAUAGAGCAGGUGGAGAAACAUUAUCCUGACGUAGGGAAGAACCAUGAUUUGAAAACUUUGAAACAGAUCCUGAGUACUGGAAGCCCAUUACCAGGGAGACUAUUUGAUUUUAUAUAUGAAAAAGUGAAAAAGAACGUCUUGGUUGGCUCGGUGACAGGCGGUACGGACAUUUGUUCAGUCUUUGCGGGGCGUAACACCUGCCUCCCAGUCUUUCGGGGCGAGAUACAAUCGCGCAUGUUGGGAUUCGCACUUGAUACAGAUGGCAACUCUGAUCACGCAGGAGAACUCAUCUGCCACAAAGCUUUCCCGAUUGAACCACUUGGAUUUUGGCCUUUACCCGGAUACGGCUUUGACGAGGCACAAGUUGAAGAGGCGAAAAAACGGUUCAAGGACAGUUAUUUCAAAGGAGAUAAAGGGAUUUGGUACCAUGGUGACUAUGUCCAGAUAACGCCAUCUCGAUUAGGAAACGGCGGGGGCUUGAUCAUGCUCGGCCGUUCCGACGGUGUCCUCAACCCGGGAGGUAUCCGUUUCGGACCGACAGACAUCUACUCUGUGCUCGAAAACUUGACGUUUGCCAAAGAAGGUGUGGAAGAGACAUUGGUGGUCGGAUUGAUGUGUGAUGGUGGAGCGGACGAAAAAGUUGUUUUGUUUGUCAAGAUGCGAGGAGGCAAGGAAUUGGAUGAUGGCCUAUUGGCAAAAAUCAAGGCCAGUAUAAGGACAGCGAGAAGUGCGAGGCAUGUGCCGGCAAAGAUCAUACAAGUGUCAGAUAUCCCGGUUACACUCACUGGCAAACGGGUUGAAGUGCCAAUUCGAAAGGUGAUCAAUGGUGCACCCAUAAGUAGCAUCAAUCCUUCAACGUUGCAAAAUCCGGAAUGUCUGGAGGAGUACGCACAGCUGGGUAAGAAGAUGCGAGAAGAAGAGGGGAUGGGUGCUGGUGCAUUUGCACAGUGUUAAUACUCUACUCGUACAGCAGAAAACCAAACGUUAAUUCAAUACUGUAAAUGGCCUGAUGUCACAGAUCUUUUACCACAUCUAUGAGCCAAAUUUGAUCGAAAUCCUGGAGUUGAC